AUGAAAUUUUACGAGAGGAGUAUCAUAUUCUUGCCAAUUCUUAUUGGAUCAUGUUGGGCAGCCUUACCUGCUUGUGCUAAUCCUGGUUGUCCAACUGGAGGUAUCUGGAGUGAAUGGACAACUACAGAUCGCUGCCCGACCACUUGCGGAUCUUGUUCAAAGGCGUUUCACACUAGAAGAUGUCUGACUGCUGAAAUAGAAUGUCCUUGCACCGGAAACGACACUCGUUAUUACCCGUGCAACACUCUGGCUUGUGUUUAUCCAGCUCAAAGGACCUGCUGUAUUCCGUAUGUUCCAAUGAUAAUAAACGGAUCAAUGACUUGUGGACCACUUCCGAAAGAUCCAGUUGUCACUUCUUGCUGCCCUGCUGGAGGAUUAUGGAGCAACUGGGGAGGUUAUGUUCGAAACUCAGAAAAUACAGCUUUUGAACGUACGAGGAGAUGUUUGAGUGAAGAAGCUGGUUGUAAUUGCACCACCGGAAAUUCUGUCAAUACGAAUAAAUUGUGCCCUUGUGCGUCAUUCGUCGACACAUAUGACACCUACUUUAAAAACGGAACUGAUAUACUUUAUACGACUUCUUACAAUCGAGAAUUGAAUUUAACAACUUGCAUUUUUUGGUCUCUUCUAUAUAAAACCUCUGACGCUUGUAGUAACUGGGAACCAUACACUUCAACCAACGUUAUCCGAUACUGGAAGAAGGAUGCUAUCAACUACACUGAGUAUCGGAUGGCUGACUGUAAUGAUCCUGCCAAUCAAUACUUCAGAGCGUACUGCGAUUUUAAAACGGGAUACUAUCGAUUCUAUAACACAGACGACGAAGUCUUGGGUUGGAAGCAACAAUGUCCAAGUGGUCAGACUUGUCCAAUUGGAGGACUCUGGAGUGAAUGGGCAACAACUGGAAAGUGUACAUCGGAAUGUGGAUCAUGUGAAAAACUGUACUACACAAGAGUCUGUCUGACGGAGAACGCAGGGUGUAAUUGCACUGGUGACUCGUCUCGUUUCCUCCCUUGCAACACUCAAACUUGUAUAUAUCCUGCUCAAAGAUCCUGUUGUAUCCCUUUUGUUCCAAUGGUUAUCAACGGGACAAUGCAAUGUGGACCCAUUCCAAAAGAUAAAAAAUCUUCGAGCGGAAACUCCCAAUGCUGUCCACCAGGAGGGAUAUGGAGCGAAUGGACUGCUUUUGGAAGAGAUCCUACAAAAACGUUUUGGGUUCAGACAAGGGAAUGUGUUUCCGAAGCAGCAGGCUGUCCAUGUGAGGGAGAUCGAACAAAACCACAAACAGCAUGUCCAUGUUCUUCUUUCGCUAGCGUGGAAAAUGUAGCAUCAUAUUGUGGAGAAACUAUUGUGAAGAAACGCGAAUACAAUGUGACAAUAACCGACAACACGUGUUCAAUGACUGCUUCGUUGGUCGCUAGCAAUGAUGACAAGUAUGCCAACUGCAAGGCUGUGGGGAACUAUGACUAUCUACCUCGUAUCGUGUUUGCAACUCUCGAAUUGCCAUGUAAAGAAGAUAGACCAUUCUACUGUGAAGAAAGACGUAAGGUUCAAAGUAAUUAUCUCCCCAUCAGUUUCACGUGCGAUCUGAAAGAACUCAAAUGGAGAUAUGAUUAUACUGGAGAAAUCGUCAAUGGAUUUAUUCAAACCUUGGCUUAA
Messenger RNA from Caenorhabditis remanei, 1653 nucleotides. RefSeq lists its product as uncharacterized. The transcript has 7 exons. NCBI's taxonomy places the organism in Eukaryota, Metazoa, Nematoda, Chromadorea, Rhabditida, Rhabditidae. The record is from RefSeq and is a predicted model, not a curated record. Bases 1 to 1653 code for a protein of 550 amino acids.